Messenger RNA from Salvia splendens (bonfire salvia), 685 nucleotides. RefSeq names its product cyclin-dependent protein kinase inhibitor SMR6. The record is from RefSeq and is a predicted model, not a curated record. The transcript has a single exon. Lineage: Eukaryota; Viridiplantae; Streptophyta; Magnoliopsida; Lamiales; Lamiaceae. The coding region runs from base 199 to 504 and encodes 101 amino acids. Gene Ontology annotation, biological process: regulation of DNA endoreduplication.
GACAUAUUCCCUUCACAUUUUGCCGCCAUUGUUGCUUCCCAUCUCCCAUUCAAAGUUUUUCCUUUUCAAUUCCGCACAAAACUAACACUGAUACAAACCUUUUCUCCCUACAAAAAAAUCCCCACCCUUUUCUCCCCUCUCUUCAUUUAUCUCCUCGGAAAAAAAAAGUAGUCUUUGAGCUGCUUUUUCGAAUUUUAAAUGGGUUUCUCGAAGAAGGUCGAAUCGACGAAGGAAUCGGACGGCAAGAAAUGGGUCAUCGCGAUUAGGGCUCCGCUGAAGCCGGUGUCGACGAAGGUGAGAGGCGGCGGCGAAUUCGAAGAGGAGGAGGAGGAGGAAUCGACCACGCCGACGGCGCGUGAGUCGAGGAUUCCGAAGAAGGCGGCCUGCCCGGCGGCGCCGAGGAAGCGCCGGCCCACCUCGACCUGCCAGGUAGUGAGAGAGUUCUUCUAUCCGCCGGAUUUGGAAUCGGUUUUCAUCCGCCGCCGCGCCGAGAGCGCCAACUGAGGUUGCAUUUUGAGGUUGGGGAAAUUAAGGUUAAUUUGUUGCCUCAAUUUGGUUCCUUCAAUAUUGUAUUACUGCUUUAGUAGUUUAGCUUAGUUUUAGUAGUACUCCACUAGUUAGUUAAGUUAGGCUGAUUGUAUAAAUAUAUUACUCCAGAUUGGUAAUUUAGUAGUAUUAGUAUGAA